Melanaphis sacchari is the source of this 959-nucleotide messenger RNA. RefSeq lists its product as uncharacterized. Bases 144 to 845 code for a protein of 233 amino acids. The transcript has 7 exons. NCBI's taxonomy places the organism in Eukaryota, Metazoa, Arthropoda, Insecta, Hemiptera, Aphididae. The record is from RefSeq and is a predicted model, not a curated record.
AUCCUAUGCAACUGUUCAAACCACACACAGUUUAGUCAUUGGAAAUUUGAGAUCAUGAUUAUAUAGUUUAUUAUAAUAUGUAUAAAUUUUUGUUUUGAAUUAAGCAAAUUACCAAACAAUUGUCAUUAAAAAAAAAUUAAAUAAUGUCGAGUCAGUUUUCAAUAUUUUCGGUGGUUUUAAUAUUCUUGGGUGGACAAUGUUUUUACGGCGUUAAUGGAAACUAUGCACCGCAAGAAGAAGAAGUUACAGAUAUCAGUGGCAGGUGGUAUGCAGUUAUGUCGACUGGAUGCACCGACGGUCAAGACUGUAGCAUUUUCUCAAAUAAUCAAAAGCCAUGCUCUUGUAUACUAGCAAACUUUAUUAAUCUCCAGAACAGUAGCUGGCUAGUGUACAUGAGUGCAGUUAACAUCGAGACUUCUAAAUUAACAGUCGAUUUGGGAGGUGCGUCGUGCGCGUCGCCCAAUAAUGUAAAAGAAAUUCAAGGUUUCAUUUACAGCCGAGCUUCAACGUCAUUGAGCGUAAUAUCACAAUCGGAAUGCAGUAUUACUGAAAAGGUAAAUGGAUGUAAAUUUUUUUUGAGGUAUAAAAUGACCAUUAUCGCAUCUAGUCUCCAAUAUGGUUAUAUGAUCACCUCAAUGCCCAUAAUUGAAGGCAGUAAUUCGGGCCAAACGUUAACAGUUAUAUGGUGCCGUAAUAAAACUCCUGGUAAAGCUACCAUCUGGACCCAAAUAGUACAGCACAUGAAGAGAAUUAAUAUGGAUAUCCACAAAUUAGCUUUUAUUAAUCAGCUGGAUUGCAAGUAUCCAUCGCAAAAUCAAUGCAACGAAAUGUUUUUCUGUGCAUAAUCAAAACUGCUAUUCGAUACUGUAAGUUAAUUAUGUAGUAGUAAAACACAAUGUAUAAUAUAAUAUGUAUUACUGUAUUAAACAAUUCAAAUUAUUAAACAUAUUUAUAUCAAA